Molecule: messenger RNA, 790 nt
Organism: Rhagoletis pomonella (apple maggot)
Lineage: Eukaryota; Metazoa; Arthropoda; Insecta; Diptera; Tephritidae
Product: facilitated trehalose transporter Tret1-like
Exons: 2
Biological process (GO): transmembrane transport
Cellular component (GO): membrane
Molecular function (GO): transmembrane transporter activity
Source: RefSeq, a predicted model, not a curated record
AAUACGUGGCGCCCUCACCGCAAUGGCUAUGGGUUUCCUCAGUACCGGCAUUUUGGUUGGCUAUGCGCUGCCUGCAUAUCUCGACUACUUUUUGGUGCCUUGCAUUAUAAUUGUUUUGCCGAUCAUUUAUCUAAUUGCUAGCUGGGUAUUUCCAGAGACGCCACAAAGUCUGCUGAAGAGAGGACGUACUGAAAGCGCGGAAAAUUCUUUUAAUUUUUACAAAAGUAUACCCAAGCCAGAGGAGAAUGCGAGACCAAAAUUUAGUAGAGAUUUGGAAUUACCACAGCCUGUGUUGCCGGCGCGAAGCGAGUUUGAUGAAUUGAAGGAGAUUAUUCUAGCGAGUGGAUUUGCCACGCCCAUAACUAUAAAGGAUUUCUUCACCAAAUCGGCCAUAUUCAAAUUUUUCACAGCCUUCAUUAUGUGCAUUCUCAAUCAAUUCUCCAGCAGCUUCGUCUUUGUCAGCUAUAUGUCCGCUAUUUUUGCAUCAUCCGGUUCGACCAUGGACCCCAAUGAGUGUACUAUUUAUAUGGGUGUGGUUGAGAUAGCCGGCACGGUGACGUCCACUGUGCUAGUAGAACGUUUCGGUCGCAAAGUACUGUUGCUGUCAUCAACAGCGACUAUGGCAGCGUCGAUGUUUGCUUUCGGCAUUUUUGUCCAAUUCACCGAUGACGUAACGAAGGCACAAUACGAAUGGGCGCCAGUGUUGCUGAUGGCUUUGGUUGUGUACACGGCCGCUUUUGGCAUUGUUGGGCUGACCUAUACGAUUAUUGUGGAAAUUCUGCCGGCAAAG